Messenger RNA from Lobosporangium transversale, 1053 nucleotides. RefSeq lists its product as hypothetical. The record is from RefSeq and is a predicted model, not a curated record. The coding region runs from base 1 to 1032 and encodes 343 amino acids. The transcript has a single exon. NCBI's taxonomy places the organism in Eukaryota, Fungi, Mortierellomycota, Mortierellomycetes, Mortierellales, Mortierellaceae.
AUGUCGAGCGUGCUGCCAAGCACGAAUAAGGUCAGGCAUUACCAAGAGAUCUCAGGAUUCUUCGUUGCGUACUUUAGAUCAGAUGGGUCCUUUACAUGUUCGCCAAAGACUUCGACUGAAGCAAAUCGACAAUCCAACUCGCUCAGACAGUCUGAUGAAAAUAGAGAUGAAGACGCUGAAGUUAGAAUUGGUGGUCAUAGCGAAAGUAAUGGACUAGAGGAGAUUGAUCAAGCAUGUGGAAGAGAAGAAGAAGAAAAGGAAAAAAGGUAUUCGGUAACUGUGCAACGGUCCAGACCCGAAGGCGAAGCAGAACUGCUCCAACUGCAACCUCAUCUCAAAACUGUAUCAGAGUCACUUUCGUCAUUACGAGCGACACCUGUAGCUGAGGGAAACGCACUAUGUCAAGAACCUCUAUCGUCCGCAACAAAAGAAGCAGAUAUGGAUGACGAUUCUCCAUCUGUGGACCCAUCAAGCAACAGCAAUGCUAGUCUCUCAGUACAUGCAUUUUCGCUCGACACAACAUGGCCUGUGCCAAGGAUGUUGGCGCAAGCUUUCUGGUUCCCGCAUGCCCAUGGAAUCAUUUAUAUAGUGGAUGCGACACGCAAAAAUGAUCCUCGAGGUAUAGAUCAUUUGCUAAACGCUCGACAGUUCUUGGCUUCACUGGUUAUGGAUCCUCAUUUCAAGCGCAAGGAUAUUCCGAUUGUUGUAUUCGCAAAUAAGGCAGGCUUGAAUGAUGAAACGUGCUUCCGAGUGGACGAAAUUGCAGAUAUUUUGGGAUGUGAAGAAUGGGAAGAUGAGAGGGAUAGGAUUGUGUUGCAGGUUGCAGAUCUCAACGAUGUGAGUAAUGAAGGUACAACAGCAAGAACAAUGACGACAUCCGGCAGGUCAAACAUAGAAGCUGGGGCAGAAAGUAGACCUGUGUUAAGGCCAUGGUGUGUCAAGAGCACAAGAUCGGAUGGGGAAGGCGAAGGCUUGCGUGAGUCAGUGGAAUGGCUCAAGAGUCGGAUGGGUGAAAUCUGGAAGUCUACAUAGGAUCCUUUCUACAUUCCCUAC